AUGGAAAUUACUGAUUAUAUCCCACAUGACUGGAAUUCUUUUCUCGCUGGAUUUCUUCUGGCCCGAUCGGAUGUGACGAUCCUUCGUCACUUUCUCGGCUUCCCCAUUGUCGGCGCCCCAGCCCUUCUCAAUGAGGCCGCCGUUGUCUGUAUAGACACCGAGUGGUGGCAGAAGGAGCCGAAUCCUACGACAGAGAUUGGUGUCGCAGAGCUCAUCACAGAAGAUCUCACACUCAUUCCUCAUGCUGAGAAUAUACUCACCGGCAUGCAUGUCGCGCACGCUCGAAUCAAAUCCACUGCGCAUCUCCUGAAUAGCUUUGUCGGGGCUGGCGAUCCUGAAAAGUUUCACUUUGGUACUACUCGGUUCGUCUCGAUGACGGAAGCACAAUCGAUCGUCGAGAAUACGUUUGCGCGCCCGCGUCAGUCAUCCGAUGAUGCACAGCUGCAGCCAAUCAUCUUGAUCGGGCACGCUGUGGACAACGAAUUCGAGGUUCUUGAGCGUACUUUUGGCGUCGACCUACGCAGCUUCGGUACGAUUAUCAAGGUAAUCGACACACAAGAAAUGGCUCGCAAUGCCGGUAUCAAAGGCCCCAACGGGCCAAACAUUGGUCUUCGCGACUUGCUUGCCUAUUUCAACGUAAAGGUUCCGAACCUACAUACGGCUGGCAACGACGCCGCAGGUACAAUGAUCGCUGCAGUGCUACUUGGUUUGCAGUCAAUCAUGUAUCCACUGAAGGACGGUCCGCCUUCAGCUAAUCUAUUCGGUCGCGAGAUCCAGGACGUUGUCGACGACGUGAUGACUCUCGCCAAGUCGCGACCUGCACCGACCUGGGGCCAGCCUUUGUUCUGUACACGUUGUGAUCGCGAUAAUCAUUCGAGACACAGCUGCUACGCGAAAGUGGCGUGUAUCAUCUGUCAACAUUCCAGGGUUGUUCGCCUCUACAACGCAGCGCGGACCCAUACGACUGAUCGUUGCUUGUACCAAUACCUUGAUUUGCCUCCCGCAGAGUAUACUGAACUUCAUCACAAGGCUAUCAUCGCCCACGAGCGGGCUGCUUUCCAGACAUGGAUUGGGCCACGAAAUGGAAGUAUGUUGAUAUAG
Messenger RNA from Plenodomus lingam JN3, 1101 nucleotides. RefSeq lists its product as uncharacterized. Gene Ontology annotation, cellular component: nucleus. The record is from RefSeq and is a predicted model, not a curated record. Lineage: Eukaryota; Fungi; Ascomycota; Dothideomycetes; Pleosporales; Leptosphaeriaceae. Gene Ontology annotation, molecular function: nucleic acid binding.